This is a messenger RNA of Cricetulus griseus (Chinese hamster), 3011 nucleotides long. NCBI's taxonomy places the organism in Eukaryota, Metazoa, Chordata, Mammalia, Rodentia, Cricetidae. The record is from RefSeq and is a predicted model, not a curated record.
GAUUGCCGUGUUCUUGUCCGGGCGACUCCCGCCCUGUCCUCCCGCGCUGGAGAUGACCUGUGGCCUCGCUGGUGGGCUCUGACCGAGGCCGGGUUGGGGUAACAGGCUUCGCUCCGGUCUUUUUGCGUGGGGGUUCACGGCGGAAGCCCCGAAAUUUGGAAUCGCUUGGCUUUUCUGACAUACCUGAACACAGAACCCCAGGGUACUUGAAGAGGAACUCUAACCCAGAGGAGCUCUACCAUAAAAAUGAGCCCUGCAGAUCCACUUGAUGAUGAAGACACUUUUAAAAUCCUGGUUGCCACUGAUAUUCACCUUGGAUUUAUGGAGAAAGAUGCAGUUCGAGGAAAUGAUACAUUUGUGACACUUAAUGAAAUUUUAAAACUUGCCCUGGAAAAUGAAGUGGAUUUUAUUUUGUUAGGUGGUGAUCUUUUCCAUGAAAACAAGCCCUCAAGGAAAACUCUUCAUAGUUGCUUGGAGUUGCUUAGGAAGUACUGUAUGGGUGAUCGCCCUGUGCAGUUUGAGAUCAUCAGUGACCAGUCAGUCAACUUUGGUUUUAGUAGGUUUCCAUGGGUGAACUAUCAGGAUGGCAAUCUCAACAUUUCCAUUCCAGUGUUUAGUAUCCAUGGCAACCAUGACGAUCCCACAGGGGCAGAUGCCCUCUGUGCCCUGGAUAUUUUAAGCUGUGCUGGGUUUGUGAAUCACUUUGGACGGUCAAUGUCUGUGGAGAAGAUUGACAUUAGUCCAGUUCUGCUGCAGAAAGGAAGCACAAAACUUGCUCUGUACGGCCUAGGGUCCAUUCCUGAUGAAAGGCUCUAUCGGAUGUUUGUCAAUAAAAAAGUAACAAUGCUGAGACCAAAGGAAGAUGAGAACUCAUGGUUUAACUUAUUUGUGAUUCAUCAGAACAGGAGUAAACAUGGAAGUACCAACUUCAUCCCAGAACAGUUUUUGGAUGACUUCAUUGACCUCGUUAUCUGGGGCCAUGAACACGAGUGUAAAAUUGGCCCAACCAAAAAUGAGCAGCAGCUCUUCUAUGUGUCUCAGCCUGGAAGCUCAGUGGUGACUUCUCUUUCCCCUGGAGAAGCUGUUAAGAAACACGUGGGCUUGCUGCGCGUUAAAGGGAGGAAGAUGAACCUGCAGAAGCUGCCUCUCCGCACAGUGCGGCAGUUCUUCAUGGAGGAUGUGGUUCUCGCUAACCACCCAAACCUGUUCAACCCUGACAAUCCUAAGGUGACCCAGGCCAUCCAGAGCUUCUGCUUGGAGAAGAUUGAAGAAAUGCUUGAAAAUGCCGAGCGCGAACGGCUAGGGAAUUCUCUUCAACCAGAGAAGCCUCUUAUCCGACUACGGGUGGACUACAGUGGAGGCUUUGAACCUUUUAGUGUUCUUCGCUUUAGCCAGAAAUUUGUGGAUCGGGUCGCUAACCCCAAAGAUAUCAUCCACUUUUUCAGGCAUAGGGAGCAAAAGGGAAAAACAGGUGAAGAGAUCAACUUUGGGAAGCUUGUUUCAAAAUCUCCUUCGGAAGGAACGACACUCAGAGUAGAAGACCUGGUGAAGCAGUAUUUCCAGACUGCGGAGAAGAAUGUUCAGCUCUCACUGCUGACAGAAAGAGGGAUGGGUGAAGCCGUUCAAGAAUUUGUGGACAAGGAAGAAAAAGAUGCCAUCGAGGAAUUAGUGAAGUACCAGCUGGAGAAAACACAGCGGUUUCUUAAGGAGCGCCAUAUCGAUGCUCUGGAAGACAAGAUUGACGAAGAGGUCCGGCGUUUCAGAGAAAGCAGACAGAGAAAUACCAACGAAGAAGACGAUGAAGUGCGAGAGGCCAUGAGCAGGGCCCGGGCGCUCAGAUCGCAGUCAGAGAACUCUGCCUCAGCCUUCAGUGCUGACGACCUGAGUUUCGAUAUAGCAGAACAGACAGCAAAUGACUCUGAUGACAGCCUGUCAGCAGUGCCCAGCAGAGGCCGGGGCCGAGGCCGAGGUCGAAGAGGAGGCAGAGGGCAGAGCACCGCAUCAAGAGGAGGAUCUCAGAGAGGCCGAGACACUGGGCAGGAGACGGCUACUCGAGGCAGAUGCUCAAAGGCCACUACAUCGACCUCUAGAAAUAUGUCCAUUCUAGACGCUUUCAGAUCUACUCGACAGCAGCCUUCCAGAAACACUGCCACUAAAAAUUACUCAGAGACUAUUGAAGUGGAUGAAUCUGAUGAAGAUGACAUUUUUCCUACCAGUUCCAAGGCUGAUCAAAGGUGGCCAGGCACAACAUCUAGCAAACGGAUGUCCCAGAGCCAGAUAGCCAAGGGGGUUGACUUUGAAUCAGAUGAGGACGAUGACGAUGACCCUUUCAUGAGCAGUAGUUCUCUAAGAAGCCGAAGAUAAUAAUGUUUUUAAUGGAACAUGAUUGUCAUGAUACAGGAAGAAAUCAAAGCACUGCAUGCUGACUCUAAAGCUGACGAUGUUUUAACUGCCCCGUUAACCAAGGACUCUGAAAAGUCUACCAACCAGGAAGCUAGUAUAUAAGGUUUAUACUUGAUUGUUUCCUGAACGUGACUCCAUUAAGCCAUUUCCUAGCCAUUUCCUAGUAGGAGAGUUCUGCUUCUCCUUAGUCUGUAGUCUGGCUGUUGGCACUAUCUGAGGAUGCUCUGCCAUGUUGAGAAUGUUAACUUCCUGACAUAACUGUUUCCUGUGUGUAAGAGCUUUGCUAAAAUGCCGUUCUUGAGUGAGGAUUGGAGAAAAAGCUCAGUGUCAAUGCUUCAUGGUCAAAGACUGUCGGCCUCCUGUGUCACAGAUCGCAGAGUUGAUGGGAAAGCUCACAGAUCUGGUCCCUUCAUGUUGUAAUUAUUUCCUGCAUCCCCAGAAAGCAAGGCCCUCUUGUGGAGCAGCCUGUUGCCCGUGUCAGUCACUGUGUGUGAAUUUCAGCACUGGAGGAUCAGCCUCUAAGAAUCGGGCUCAAUGGACCUUGUAUUUUAAUAGUUAGUAUAAAGCUUUUGUUAAAUACAUUUCUUUUUCAAUCACUUUGCAGCAGA